AUGGUUCAUUCAAUCUAUUAUGCUAAUAAUAAAUGUCAAGAACAAAAUACCAUAAAAGAAAUGGCUUUUACACGAAAAAUAACGCCUCAAAGUUGUAAUAGUAUAAUUGUAUUAGCUCGUGAUGCUUCGACAGUUAUUCAUCCACCAACAGAUCAUUCACAUACACCAGAUCCAAUUCAAGCAAAAGUUGAUGAAUUUAAAAAUACGUGCAAAAAACGUGCAAGAGAAGAAACAACACCAGUAUCCCAAAUUCAUAAACAACAAUCAGUUAAAUACAGUUUAAAACACAAUGACGUAUCAUUUUUACCAUCAUAUUCAUCAAUUGAUUCAUCAUUUUAUCGUGAACGAUUAAAAUAUUGUCCAAAAUAA
Didymodactylos carnosus is the source of this 369-nucleotide messenger RNA. Lineage: Eukaryota; Metazoa; Rotifera; Eurotatoria; Philodinida; Philodinidae. The record is from the annotation of a GenBank genome assembly.